GAUGCCGUAAUCGAUAUCCUCUACGAAAACCAACGAGGAUGGUGGUUCUUUGGUGUCCCACACUUCUCGUCAAAGACACUGCUCAAUUUUGAUCCCAAGCCGUGGUUGAACGGCAAUAAGAAGCCGAGCCCGGUCAACAUUACAAACGCUCAGGUCCCGGAUCCUAGUUGGGAAUGGGCUUGGAAGUCUUGGUACGUCGACAUGUCUCGAGAUGUGGAUGAAGAGGGCUGGGAAUACUCGUUCUGGUUUAGCGACGGCACAGCAUGGCAUGGCACACAUCCUUGGGGCUACUCAUGGGUGAGGCGAAGGAGAUGGUUACGGAAGCGUGUGCGAAAACAACCCCAGAAACCUACUCAGCAAGGACACGCUUUCACCUCUGAGUACUUUACCAUACACCCUCUCAAGGCUUCAAGCAGAUCCAGCAGUUUUAUUGUCAGCGAAGCACGGCAAAAUUUGGCCAAGGCAGAGCAUUACCUGGAAGAUCCCGAAGAUGUGCGCGAUAUUGGCUCUUUACUCAACAGCCUGAAGAGAGCAGCCAUCGACCGCGAGAAAAUUGUAUUGGUCCGUCACUUUAUUGACAAUGGUGGCGAUGACCUUCAUUACCUAGGCGAGCAGAUGGAAACCAUAAUGGCUCUCUGCGUAUUCCAAAACUCUCGUCGCUAUAUUCUGACCAUGCUCUCCGAAAAACUUACGGCAGCCGAAAAGCUUCGCGAUGAACACACAGCUCACAACGAAGAGAUUUCAGCCCAAGAACAACAGAAGAUUACAAAUCUAGAGACUGCCAUUGCUGCUGCAGAUGAACAAGUCAAACGUUUGGAAUACUGGAGCGACGUCCGCGAUAUGGCUCGAGCAGGCACAACAUCCUUUGCUACAGACGCUGGUGUAUGGGGUUAUGCCAAGUGGAGAGGAUUAGACGCUUCAGGA
Molecule: messenger RNA, 924 nt
Organism: Aureobasidium melanogenum CBS 110374
Lineage: Eukaryota; Fungi; Ascomycota; Dothideomycetes; Dothideales; Saccotheciaceae
Exons: 2
Source: RefSeq, a predicted model, not a curated record